AUGAUGAAGUAUUUCUGCUUCCGAGGGGAAGAAGGGGAGAAGCGAGGGGGAAAGCGCCCGUCUCCGGCCCGGGCGGCCCCGGCGGCGGCCCCGGCCGGGCAGCUGCGUUUCCGGCUGGAUCCCCUCAGCUCCGCGUCUGGUUUCCCGCGCCGGUCUGGCGCCGCGACACCUUCCCGGGGCCACGGGGAAAACUCAGCCCAAGUUUGGCGGUGGAGCUGGCCGGGGAGCGCUGUGUCUUGUGCCGCUGGAGGGCACUGUGCGGCUAAAGAUGCGGCUCCGUCCCGGCGCGGCAGGUGUGCCCCGGACUCGGGCGAGAGGGAUACAGGUGUGCCCCGGACUCGGGCGAGAGGGGUACAGGUGUGCCCCGGACUCGGGCGAGAGGGGUACAGGGGUCCCCCGGACUCGGGCGAGAGCGGUACAGGUGUCCCCCGGACUCGGCAGGGGACUCAUCUCGCCCCGGGAGCGGAUAGGCGCCCAGAGGCGGUGGAGGUUGUGCUUCUCGUUGUGGCUUUGGUGCCGCCGCUGGAAUUAGCGGCGUCUAUCGGCUUUCUCUUAAUUGAACGACUUUAUGGGCUUCCGGGAAAGCACACGCCCUCCCUGAGCUCCUCAGAGCUGGGGUACGGCCAAGGACCCCGGCCCAGCGCCCCUCCAUCUAAUGCGGCACUAAAGUGCAGCAAGGCAGAGCUGGGCAAGCCAAGGGAGAGAAACUGCAGCCUGCCCGGUGUUGAAUUCAACUACGGCCUCUACACCCGGGGCCUGGACGGAGGGGUCCCCGAAGCCAUCGGGCACUGGAACGUGCUUAAGCAGCAGCCCACCUGCCCCCAGGAGCUGACCCGGAACUACAUCGCCAUGAACCGAGGGGCGGUGAAAGCCGGCCUGGUGACGGCCCACGAGAACAUUCUCUACCGGAGGCUCAAUGACAUCCGCAUCAGUGAGCAGGAUGACCGGCGCCUGAAGAAGGAGCCACCGUCCAUCCCUGCGGACAUGACUUUCGGGAUCCAGUCACGGCCGUCGACACCCUUCUUCGAUCUGCUUCAGCAUCGCUACCAGCAACUGUGGGUGCAGGAGCAGAAGGCCACGCAGGCAGCCAUCAAGCUGGAGAAGAAGCAGAAGGUGGUCCUGGGGAAGCUGUACGACACCCGGAGCAGCCAUCUGCGGAAGUACAAGCCCCCCGUGAAGCUGGACAGCCUCUGGCACAUGCCUCACUUCCAGAAGGCCGUCUCCCAGCUGGACACGUUCCCCACGGAGGCCGAUCGCCAGCGAGCCUUCAGAGCGCACCGUGAAGAGCAGGCUGUGCGCCAGGGGACGCUGCGCAUGGGCAACUACACCCACCCCUAG
Molecule: messenger RNA, 1338 nt
Organism: Dipodomys ordii (Ord's kangaroo rat)
Lineage: Eukaryota; Metazoa; Chordata; Mammalia; Rodentia; Heteromyidae
Gene: Cfap77
Product: chromosome unknown open reading frame, human C9orf171
Exons: 7
Coding region: 1-1338 (445 amino acids)
Source: RefSeq, a predicted model, not a curated record